Messenger RNA from Suillus paluster, 1788 nucleotides. Its product is annotated as kinase-like domain-containing protein. Gene Ontology annotation, biological process: peptidyl-serine phosphorylation; endocytosis; signal transduction. Lineage: Eukaryota; Fungi; Basidiomycota; Agaricomycetes; Boletales; Suillaceae. The transcript has 8 exons. Gene Ontology annotation, molecular function: protein serine/threonine kinase activity; nucleic acid binding; protein dimerization activity. The coding region runs from base 1 to 1788 and encodes 595 amino acids. The record is from RefSeq and is a predicted model, not a curated record. Gene Ontology annotation, cellular component: cytoplasm; nucleus.
AUGGCAAGAGAUUACCUUGCAAUUCAAGGCUCUUCAACACCGUCAGAACGGGCCUUCUCAAGCAGCGGCAUGACGGAUGACAGUCGACGCAACCAGCUUACACCCCAGGUCUUCGAGGCAUUGCAAUUGUUAAAAAGUGCCUACCAUAAUAAGCAUGUACAAGCUGCAACUGAUGCAGCAGUGCAUGUUGAGCUUGAUGCUAGUGUUGAGAAUGCUGACCUUUAUCUUAGUGACACACUCGGAGAUGUUUUGGGAUCUGGUUCAUACGCUGUUGUGUACCACGCUCGGAACAUCAUCAAAGAUGAUGCAGUUGCCAUAAAACUCAAAUCUAUCACAGCCCAGCCAUCUUCUGUACAGCACGAAUACGCCAUUCUGAAACGACUUGAAGGUGGAGUUGGGAUACCCUGCGCUCUCUGGUUUGGUCGAGAAUCAACAUAUUAUGCUUUGGUUCUUGGCCUCCUUGGGCCAUCACUGCAUGAUCUUUUCUUCACACAUGAUCGAAAAUUUAGCCUUCAUACUGUUGUCAAUCUAGGAAUCCAACUGCUCUCACUUCUUGAGUACAUCCACUUGAACAAUUAUGUUCACUGUGAUAUCAAACUGCAGAAUGUCUUGGUGGGCCUUGGCCAUUUGAAGCACACUGCAUUUAUAAUCGAUUUUGGUAUCGCGAAGGAAUACUGGGACACUGCAACCAGAGUCCAUAUUCCCUUUCAUCAAAAUCAAUGUCUCACUGGCACUCCUGCCUUCGCUUCAAUCAACAACCACUUAGGAGUUGACCCAGGUCAUCGUGACAACCUUGAAUCGCUUACAUACAUGUUGAUCUAUCUGUUAUGCAGCUCCCUUCCAUGGUUAAAUAGUGACCAUGAGAAACUCUCCAGCUCUUCCAUACUCGAGCACAAGGUCAACACCACCAUUGAAGUCUUAUGUGAUGGAAUUCCCAUCAAAUUUGCAAGUGUUCUCAUCUACACGCGCUCUCUUGCGUUCUUGGAAGACCCUGACUAUGGGCAUCUUCGUUCAUUGCUUUGUGAUCUUCAAGCCACCUUGGCUGCGCCAUCUACAUGCUUGCUGGAUUUCAGCAUUCCCGAUAAUCACAUCACACAUCACCCUCCAAUCUCCAAUGAACACUGGAUGGCCGAGGUGGCCCCAUGUCUGCCGGAUGCAACACCACUUCGCAGAUCUACUCAUGUUGACCGUCAAACCACCCACCCUGACAACCAUGGCAAAUCCUCUGCAAACAUGAGAUGUCCCUUUCACUGGAUGUCCUUGCUAUAUCGCAAUCUGGCUUCUGGACAGCCAGUUGACUCUGAGGAUGGUACAUCAGAACGCACAUCUUAUGGUAUUGGUAUCCCUCUCAUUGGCCUUGCACCUGGUACCAAAUUUCCACGACAUCCUGCUAUGGUUGUGGUUUGUCCAACAAAAGUUCUCGAGGAGGAGAUGGCAGAAAAGAUGAUCAAAGCAGGACUCACUGCCCUUGCUAUCAAUGCUGACAUGCUCAAUGUGGCUCGAAAGAAAGUGUUGAACUUGUUCAAGGAAGCUCUUGAAGGAUAUCAUGUUCUGCUCAUGUCACCAGAGCUAUUAAAGUCAUCUGGAUUUGCCAGUGUCUUAGAUAGUCCAAAAUUCAGUUCACGGAUAUGCAUGCUAGCAGUUGACGAGGUUCACCUUGUUGUGACCUGGGGAAAAUCCUUUCGAAAAGAUUACGAGCAGAUCGGUGUCGUCCGUUCACGGCUGCGAAACAUAGUGCCAAUGAUUGGUGUGUCUGUCACUGUCCGCACAGGCGCAACAACCCAAUGA